AUGUCAUCGAUACAUUACAAAUUCAAAGCAACGCUUGAAUACAAAACACUGGUAUUUGAUGGCUUACAUAUAUCCGUCAUUGAUCUCAAGAAGGAAAUAUGUGAAAAGGAAAAUAUUAAGGCAGAAUCCUUUGACUUAGUGUUGACAAACGCCCAUACAAAGCGUCAAUAUACGGGUGACGAGUUAAUUCCUCGAAAUUCAUCGGUAAUCGUUCAGCGAAUACCACGUGAUAAUGCUGCGAAACUGCCAAAAGUGCAAGACACUACAAAUUCAGGAAUCGUGACCAAGUCCAUACCAGCUGAAGCUCCCGUUGUUGGGCAUAUUGAUUCAGAGGAAUUCGACAAAAUGACGGAAGAAGAGCGUUUGGCACACGUAAAAGAAGUUUCUACGUACAAAUAUUUACCUUCAAAUUUUCAAAAGAAAACGUCAUCGAUAAUGUCUGGUCCGCCGCCACCAACUUACGUAUGCAAUCGAUGUUCACAAUCAGGACACUGGUACAAAAAUUGUCCAAUGUUGAAUACACGCCGCACAACGGGUAUAACUAUGGAUGAAUUGAUGGAAACAACAUCAGACGAUCCGCUGGCAAUGUUACAUCCAUCGGGGAAGUAUGUUGUGCCAAUUAUGCACUGGAAAGCACGCCAGAAAAAGCCCGAAGUUGCUAAACCGGAACCCGAAAUACGAGAAAUACCACCGGAACUAAAAUGUCCCAUAUGUUUACAACUUUUGCGUGAUGCUGUCUUAACAACUUGCUGCGGUGAUAGCUUUUGUGCUGAUUGCUUACAGCAACGUUUACUUGAAACUCCGAACGCAAAAUGUCCUGGAACAAACUGCUUUCAAACUGCUGUGUCUGCUGACAAAUUGGUUCCAAAUUUAAAGAUGCGACAAGCUGUUGAAGCUUUCAAACAUGGCGCUGUCCAUAGCACAGCAUUUGAGAGCACAAAUAAUUCGCCGCGUACUGACGAACAACCAGUUCAGUCGGUUUCACGUGUGCGUAUUGGCUUGAGCGGUCGUCCGCAGCAAGUUCAACCUGCACUUAUAAUUCAGCAGCAGCAGCAAAAACAACAACAACAACAACAACAACAGCAGCAAGAAGCAGUGGUUACCUCACCACAAUCACAGAUCCAAACUUCAUCACCAACAUACGUCAUUCAACCCAGUACAAAUAUCGCGAUCCCAGCUUCCCUGCAAUCUCAGAUGGCCGUAAAACAAUUUCCUGGGAAUACCAUGCUGCCAUCACCAGGAAUAGCAUCUGCACAAAAUCAGCCAAAAGUUAUUGCGCCUACUGUUAUAGUCCCAAAUGUACAGCAGUUAACUGUCGCUCCACCACCUCUUUCGUUACCGGUAAAUGUUCAUCAACCACCUCCAGGUUAUCCAACUAUAUUUCCACCAGGUCAGCCAGCACAUGUUGCUACUACUUCAUCAACAGAAUCUCUCCCAUCAGGAACACAUACUGUCAGAAAUAUAACUGCCGCGCAUUUAACUGCACCUCCAUUAUUGCUUCCACCAAGCGUACAACCACCACCACCAGGAUUGUCAGCAGUUAUUUAUCCACGUAUUCCAGCUCCACCACCUAUCAAAGAUGCUUGGGAUGAAUAUCUGGAACGGAAAGAUAAAGAAAGCCGCCAGAGAGCGGCUGCUCCAACUUCACGUCGACGCCGUCGCUCUACGCGUAGUACCUCAUAUUCAAGUAGUAGCACAUCUUCCGAAUCAUCAAGUGAAUCAUCACGGUCUCGGUCGAGAUCGUCCUCUCGGGAUCGAAAUAGAUCACAUCGCGAUAAAAGACGUAACGAUGGUCGCGAAAAGCAUUCUUCAAGAAGAAGAGACUCACGGUCACCUUUUCGCAGUUCAUAUGCGAGUACACGUUACCAUCGUGAUAAUCUAGCGUCAUCUUUUAAUCUUUAUCAGCAUACAUCAAGUGCUGCUGCCAUUGGUUUACCAGGAGCAUCUCUUAUUCAUCAUCGUAUUCCAUCUCUUUUAAAUAAUUACUGCUCAUCACAGUAUACAUCAAAUCAAACAAGCCAGACAACGAGUUAUAAUUCCUUUAGUAAUGGUGCAGUUCCGAGUUAUCGAUCAUCGAGAAUAUAUCUGGAUGAACGGAAUAGAAGACAUUCACCGAGAUCAUUACAAAAUUGGCGAAGGAAUGAGAGUAAAGAACGACAAAACGACCGGAAAGAAAGAACCGAGGAACGAAGACGUGGAAGAGAUGGUGAUGAAAGGACACGUCGAGAAGAUCGUGAGCGGAAACCAAAGGAAGACAGUGACAGAGAAGAAAGACGACAAAAGAAAGAUAAAUACAAGCGACGUCAGGAAAAAGAGUCGAAAGAGGUAGAAAAUGCAACGGAGGGAGGACAGGGAAGUACAUUAAAAAUAGAAGAGAAAGAUGCAGGUGCCGUUGAUUUAAUAAAAAUAGAUGUGGAUGGAGAAGCUAAAAAUGAAACUACUCCACAGAUCGAAAAUAGAGGAGCUGAAAAUAAUGUCGGAGAUAUUGAAAAUAACGUGGAAAAGGAAAACGAUACAGUGGAUGAAGCUUUGCCGGAUGAAACAGCAGCCGAGAGUGGAAUGUCCGGUUUCCAGAUUAACCAUGAUGAUGGUUCCGGAGCAGAAGCUGAAAAUGAAAACGAAGGAUUGGAUGACGAAAAAAGAACCGACAAUAUUACGACCGAAGUGAUAGCAGAAGACAAGGGUAGAAGUGGGAAGAAAAAACACAGAAAGAAGAAAAGGAAACAUCGAAGGCAUGACGGAGAUGGACCGGAAGAUGAAGGAAUUGGACGUAAGAAGCAUAAAAGACAUAAGCGCAGUAAAGAAGAAAAAGAACAACGAAAGCAAGAAAAGGAAAAACGACGUGAAGAGCGUCGAAGGCGACGACAAGAAAGAGAAACCGGACAAGUGAACGCUGCUGAAAAUGUAGAAAAUAAAGGAAGCGAGCAUGAAAUGAAUAGCGUUGUUACUGGAAUGGUUAAUAAAGAACACGAAAAUGGAAUGACCGCUGACGUUAAAGUGCAUGAAGUGAAAAAGGCUGCUGUGUUGAAAUCAGUGGAAUUGACGAAUUCCGGAAUGCCAGCGCAGAAAUCUGAAGAGAAGGCGAUGAAGGGAAGUAAACCGAGAGAAGCCCAGGAAGGCUCUGAAAACGGGAAAAAAAGUGAUGGAAAAGAGGGACGAAAUAGUGAUAGUUCUAGUCUUUCGAAAAAUAAUGAACGAAAGAAUGCGAAAGAAUGUUAUAAACAUGAAAAAGAUAGGAGACACAAACACUAUUUAAGCCGUAAACGAGAUGAAUCGAAAGAUGAUUCACGAAUUACUAGGAAAAGGAAUGAUGAAAAGGAAACCAGAAGGAAUGAAGAUAAAGAUUCAAAAAAAGAAAGUGAUAAAUUUAGAAAAAAUGACAGGAACGAUGAAAAGAUUGAAAGCAGAAGGUGGGACAAUAAGGAAGAAAAGACAAAAGUCGGUGAAAGAGAACCCAGGCGAUGUGAAAAUACUGAGAAAGUUGAACUAGAAUUCAAGAAAGAAUCGAGACAUAAGCAGCAUGGUGAUAAACGUAAAAGUGAAACUAGUCGUUCUGACCGCAAGCGACCACGUUUAAGAAGAAGCCAUGGUAGUCGUAAUGAACAACGUAAUGGUUUAAAUAUAGCGGAUCAAAGAUUCUUGCCGGAAACAUCUGAUGUGAGGAGAGCUGUUGAAGUCAGUGAAGUUGAUUCAGUAGUGCGAAAUGAAACUGACCCGUUGUUGUUGAGUCAGAAAAAAUUAGGCUUGAAUUCACGGACAACAUCGAAAGCUAUGAAUUCUGUUGAUGGGACUGAAAUUCAUGAAACAUCCGAUCAAAAACGAUUGGAUGAAAUUAAAGUUUCAAUCGAAAAAGAACUGGAACUAAAAGUUGAAGCAGCACCAGUUUCCAGCAAUUAUAAUAUGCCAAAUUUGACCGUGGAAUUGAAAUCGGGGGGUGAGAAACGAGUGACACGGGAAAACAUUUUUGAGGGCGCGACACCGCAUUUCAACGCACGCCAAAAGAUAAAAAUGGUUCUACUAUCGGAAAGUGAGCGUAAAGCUGCCGAUCGAUCAUCCAAAAAAAGAUCGGGAGUGAAAUGA
This is a messenger RNA of Acanthocheilonema viteae, 4080 nucleotides long. Lineage: Eukaryota; Metazoa; Nematoda; Chromadorea; Rhabditida; Onchocercidae. The record is from the annotation of a GenBank genome assembly.